GAAUGGCAAAGGUUCAAAAAGAAAACAAAUUGAUCGCCCGGCCUCAAUUCCUCUCUCCCUCAGUCCUUUUCCCCCUGGCAGACCUGGCAGACCUCGGGAUCUUGUGAUUGCUCACCGCAAAGGCCUUUUGAUUCGCCUUGCGCCGAGCUUCCCCAUACAUCCGUUGGCGAUCAAACCCUUCCCUCCCCCCAACGUUGGUCUCAGGUGGGCCCUUCAUAUAAGAAAAAAAGCUCCCCCAUCCCUAGCCCUUUCUUCUGCUUCUCAAUCUUUCUUUCACCCCCUCCUCCACACAUUCACAUUUUCGACACCAUGUCGACCAAGGCUGAGUCCUCUCGCCCUCGGGCGGCGGACACUAAGAAGGUCCAUAUUGCCGAUACCGCCAUGACUCGCAACAACUGGUACAAGCACGUCAACUGGUUGAACGUUUUCCUCAUUCUCGGCAUCCCGGUCUAUGGCUGCAUCCAGUCCAUUUGGGUGCCACUCCAGCUCAAGACUGCCAUCUGGGCUGUUGUGUACUAUUUCUUCACUGGUCUGGGCAUCACUGCAGGAUACCACCGUCUCUGGGCUCACUGCUCUUACUCUGCAACUCUGCCUCUGCGCAUCUGGCUCGCCCUUGUUGGUGGUGGUGCCGUUGAGGGCUCCAUUCGCUGGUGGGCUCGCGGCCACCGUGCUCACCACCGAUACACCGAUACCGAGAAGGACCCCUACUCCGUCCGCAAGGGUUUCUGGUACUCCCACCUCGGCUGGAUGGUCAUGAAGCAGAACCCUAAGCGUAUUGGCCGUACCGACAUCUCCGACCUGAACGAGGACCCCGUCGUUAUCUGGCAGCACCGUCACUACCUGAAGGUCGUCUUCGGUAUGGGUCUGAUCGUCCCCAUGCUCGUCGCUGGUCUCGGCUGGGGUGAUUGGUUCGGUGGCUUCGUGUAUGCCGGUAUCCUGCGCAUCUUCUUCGUCCAGCAGGCCACCUUCUGCGUCAACUCUCUGGCUCACUGGCUCGGUGACCAGCCCUUCGAUGACCGCAACUCUCCCCGUGACCACGUCAUCACUGCUCUCGUCACUCUCGGUGAGGGAUACCACAACUUCCACCACGAGUUCCCCUCGGACUACCGCAACGCCAUUGAGUGGCACCAGUAUGACCCCACCAAGUGGACCAUCUGGACCUGGAAGCAGCUCGGCCUCGCCUAUGAUCUCAAGCAGUUCCGUGCCAACGAGAUCGAGAAGGGCCGUGUCCAGCAGCUCCAGAAGAAGAUCGACCAAAAGCGUGCCCGUCUCGACUGGGGUACUCCCCUCGACCAGCUCCCCGUUAUGGAGUGGGACGACUAUGUCGAGCAGUCCAAGAACGGCCGCGGCCUGGUUGCCAUUGCCGGUGUUGUCCACGACGUGACCGACUUCAUCAAGGACCACCCCGGUGGCAAGGCCAUGAUCAGCUCUGGUAUUGGCAAGGAUGCCACCGCCAUGUUCAACGGUGGUAUCUACUACCACUCCAACGCUGCCCACAACCUGCUGUCCACCAUGCGUGUUGGUGUCAUCCGUGGUGGUUGUGAAGUCGAGAUCUGGAAGCGCAGCCACAAGGAGAACUCCGAGUAUGUUCGUGACGAGAUGGGUCAGCGCGUCAUCCGUGCUGGCCAGCAGGUCACCAAGAUCCCCGAGCCCAUCCCCACUGCGGAUGCCGCUUAGCUUUUUCUGUGACGUCCUUUCUGUUUUGCUCUAGACGACAUCCUUUGCAUUCUCGUGGGCCUUGGGGGUUGUGGUGUUCAUCAGGCGUCUUCAUGUGCUCUGUCUUUUCCUUUUUGUCAAGAGUGCUUUCUGUCUUUUCCUCUCAUUCUGAAAAGCGAUGGGUCUCUUAAAUAAUCUGUCAUGAACUAGAAACGAACUUAUAUCCAUUCUUUGAUAGCUAUAUCUGUGGUCAGUCAUUAGUAGAUUAGUAGAUCAAGUCAGUAGUCGACCAUCAAGUGAUGGGACCCAAUGGCAGUAGUAGUGCAGUUGUACUCGAUCAUCC
This is a messenger RNA of Penicillium subrubescens, 1999 nucleotides long. Its product is annotated as stearoyl-CoA 9-desaturase sdeA. The transcript has 2 exons. Gene Ontology annotation, molecular function: iron ion binding; stearoyl-CoA 9-desaturase activity; heme binding. The coding region runs from base 310 to 1677 and encodes 455 amino acids. Gene Ontology annotation, cellular component: endoplasmic reticulum membrane. NCBI's taxonomy places the organism in Eukaryota, Fungi, Ascomycota, Eurotiomycetes, Eurotiales, Aspergillaceae. Gene Ontology annotation, biological process: unsaturated fatty acid biosynthetic process. The record is from RefSeq and is a predicted model, not a curated record.